AUGUAUUUGGUUGUGUUGAUAUUUGGAAUCUUGGUUGAUUUGUCAUGUGUAAGUGGGACUACAGGUGUGAUUGACAUUUCUGAUGUUGGCCAGCGGAGCCUUUUUUCAGGCCCUUCGAAGCUCGGGGAGGCUAUGUUUUACAAGUUAACUUGCAACUACAAUGGCAGUUACUCGAAUGUGUUUGAUGGGUCUGAACGUUUGUUCCCGAUACGGUCACACACUAGGCUCGUGGGUUUGGUUUUGGCUACCAAAAACGAGUCCCCUGAACUAUUGCAGGUGAUGUACUCCGACGUCGCCAAGGACUACAGCUACCGCAGUUUGUAUUAUUUUAAGGACGAAAACCACUGGAAACUAACCGACUCUGUAACCUACAAAUCGCACCUCCUCAAACUUAAAAAUAAUCAGACCAACUUCAAUAUUAAAGAUAAACACAACAAAUUUUUUUAUACCCAUAACACUGAAAAUAGUGUAAAUGGCACUAAUAAUACCAACAAUAUGGAUAAAUCUGUACAAAAUGGUACAACGAGGUAUUAUUUAAAGGAUGGGAUGGAAUUGGAUAAAGUGUGUAACGGUGAUGUGGUGAUUUGGGAGAAUGAUUUGAAGUAUGAUUUUAAAUAUUUGGAGUUAUCUGAAGGACUUUCCGGCCCCGAAUCACUCACAAUCCAUUAUUCCAACCAUCACAAUCAACAUUCUAACUACUUUUCAAACUAUACAACGAACGAUUUGUCAAACUAUUUGACAAAUUCGUUUCAACAUUAUAAAAAAAUCGCAGGACGUUGGGUCCAUGAUUUACUCACAACGAACAUUAAUUUCUCAAAUAAAAACCAAGAGAAUGACACAACAUCUGAAGAUAAAGUUGAGCGUCAGAAUAUUAGCGACUUGAUUGUGGGAGUUAAAAGGCUAUUUUUAAAAGAUGCCUUAAAUUUGGACGUCGAAAAUCCAAUGGCGGGUGUGGUUUUGAAUUUGAAAUCCGAUGAGAAGUUCGACUGCAAUUUGACUGUAAACGGAUACCAGUACUAUGGCCUUAGCACUUAUGAGCUUUUGCAACCUUCAGGCUGCAACCUAACUUCAAUUUUCGACCAGGGAGACGUAAUCUUCGAGCACGACAAUGAAUACACUAGUUCCUACUUCCAAGUGGCUAAAUUUAACUUCACAAAUCGGCAUCCUAACCUUCUAGUCUCCGUUACAGAGUCUAACACAUUAUCCAAUGCUCUCACCUCUGACUUCAAUAAUACAAUUAAAAACACAUUCCACAUCAAAUCAUAUCCUAGGCAAUCAGAUGAUCCUCCCGAUAAUACUAAUACUAAUAGUAAGGGUAAGAUUUGUUUCUAUAGUAAAAUUAAAUAUUACAAUAUUUAUAGUAUAUAUAAUAACAGUAUAUAUAAUUACAUGAAUAAUAGUAAUAUUGUGUAUAUAGGAGUUUGGGAAUGUGUUGAGUUUAAUUUGUAUAAUAGAUUAUUGAAUGAUUUGUUGCAGUUGGUAACAUCGUUGGAAAUGAAGAAGUUGUUUGACUCACCUCCGGUGACCGUCAAUGUGACUCCUUCAACUCCUUCACUUGAUUACGGAGGCUUGGAGCCAUUUACUUAUGACUUGAGUAACCCUGUCGAGCCUCGACUUGAGCAGGACUUCGUGUUGACUGAACCUGACCUGAUCAAGAUGAAACCGCAGCCAGGCUACGCAGUGAACGUGAUUGUGGACGGAGACAAUGUGCUUUGGGAACAAACUGUUGAUGGUCCAGGCUGUCAUCUCGUCUUCAUCUAUCGCUCUGAAAACUCUCUCCUCUCUCAUAUAGUCACAAACUCAAACCCAGAUCCCCACUUCUUCUUCAAGUUCAAUGGCCAAUCCUGGUACCCUAUUUCUCGGGAUCAAUACGAAGACUUUAAGCUCAAGGAUACCAAGGGCAAGGGUAAAAAACAACACUAUGACGAAUACUCUUCAACUCUCACUGACAACUCAAACACGACAACUUCCGAUAGUGAAAAAAUGUCCGAUGUCAGUGUUGAUGAAUUGUAA
Molecule: messenger RNA, 2013 nt
Organism: Theileria annulata
Lineage: Eukaryota; Apicomplexa; Aconoidasida; Piroplasmida; Theileriidae
Exons: 1
Coding region: 1-2013 (670 amino acids)
Source: RefSeq, a predicted model, not a curated record